Molecule: messenger RNA, 1930 nt
Organism: Amphibalanus amphitrite
Lineage: Eukaryota; Metazoa; Arthropoda; Thecostraca; Balanomorpha; Balanidae
Product: interleukin enhancer-binding factor 2-like
Exons: 9
Coding region: 262-1416 (384 amino acids)
Source: RefSeq, a predicted model, not a curated record
UUGAUCUUUCAGCCUGACUGUAUAAAUGAUAGAAAAAUGUAUGACUUAACUGAAUUGGUUGAGGUGUAACAGCCAACUCAUAUUCAUCAGAAAGGAAUGCAUCUUUUCAAUAAAUGAUUUGGUUUCUUAAAAUACAGUGUAACAAAGAAUCACAUCUGACAUGCCCAGAUGAGUGAAAAGAUAGUUCUCUGUUGCCUACUGCUACCUCUCUCCAGGCAUAAUGUGCCUCAAAUGUCUAUUGACACUUCUUAGGAGCAAUCCAUGAUGCGCGGCGGUGUCCGGGGGCGCGGCGGCCCGCGCAUGGGCCGCGGCGGCUACAAGAUGAAGACGUUCGUGCCGCGGCUGCCGUUCGACAUCUACCUGUGUGAGCCGGCGUUCCAGCGGGCCAAGCCGGCGCCGGACGAGACGCCGCUGCAGCAGGCGCUGCUGAAGCGGAACACGGACCUGUCUCCGAGCCCCACCGAGCAGACGGCCGUGCUCAACCUGGUCACCAAGAUCGCCACCGUGCUCGACACGCUGAUCGUCACGCCCGGAUCCUUCGACGCCUGUCAAAUUGAGGAGCACCGCCAGGUGGGCUCCUACAAGAAGGGCACCAUGCGCACCAACCACAACGUGGCCGACGUGGUGGUGAUCCUGAAGACGCUGCCGACGCGCGAGGCCGUGGAGGCGCUGGGCAACCAGGUCACGGAGGAGUUGCGCCAGCAGGAGCCCGCGGACGUGCUGGUAAUGGCGAUGCUGCCAAAUGAUCGUGGCUUCGAGAUCAGCAACAGCGAGGCAACGGUGCGGGUGCUGGUGACGACGGUGCACCAGAACCUGCGGAAGCUGGACCCCGAGCUGCACCUCGACCAGAAGAUCCUGCAGAGCCACCUGGCGGCGAUACGGCACAGUCGCUGGUUCGAGGAGAACGCCCACCACUCUUCCAUCAAGGUGCUGAUCCGGCUGCUGCGCGACCUCAAGAACCGAUUCGAGGGCUUCGAGCCGCUCUCGCCCUGGAUGCUUGAUCUCCUCGCGCACUACGCUGUGAUGAACAACCCGAGUCGUCAGGCCAUGUCGGUGCACCAGGCGUACCGGCGCUGUCUGCAGCUGCUGGCAGCCGGCCUCUUCCUUCCCGGAUCGGCAGGUAUCGCCGACCCGUGCGAGGGCGGCAACAUCCGCGUGCACACGGCCAUGACGCUGGAGCAGCAGGAUCAGGUGUGUCUGACGGCGCAGACGCUGCUGCGCGCGCUCUCCCACGGCGGCUACAAGCAGGUCAUCGGACUCGAGGGCAACGCCAGUAUCGCCACCGACAUGACCGUCUGGGAGGGUAUCGUGGUCUCGCCGCUGGAGAAGGCCUACGAGAAGCCGCCCGAGAGGAAGGAGGGCGAGCCGGGCGACGAGCUGGCCGACGACGACGACAUGGACAUGGCCGACAACUGAGCGCCGGCCGGACCGGCUGGGGGGACGGCGGCAUGUACUCGUGUAUUAUCGCUGUGUGGCGCGCGUGGUCGGACGGACGCGUGGCAGGUCGAGUUUGUGUGCAUGUAUUGUGUUCUUUUUAAUGUCCUGCGACCGUGGUACGCAAGGCUAAGUGGGUGUUUCAAUUUAGGACCAUCUGCGCCGAUUAUCUGCUUAACUGUUUAAAAUGUUUUACGAAAAUGUGACAUUCUUUUCCGUUGUCGUGUUCACUGGCGUGGAUUUAUGAGCUUUUAUAAGCAAAUCAGUGUCCGUGGUGCCCGAUUUCGGUUGUGCGGCCCGUUCAGUGCGGUUGCGUGUGCGCAUGUGAGGGAGCCUGUCGUGUGUAGGUCUGUUGCGUCGGGGCCGGUAAUCACUGUCGUGACUCGGCAUUUGUACACACCGCGCGAAUGCAGCGGGUCGCCUUUAUUUCCAUUCUACCAGAAACGCUUGUCAUAAAACCGUUCAUCUUUAUCGAAUACAUCACGUCACAAACAUA